AUGAUCUUUCGCAGAAUAGUUCUUUUCGCCUUUAUUGGCAAUGCUAUUGCUGCUGCAAUAGUGGAAGGGCGAGCAAAGACCUUCUCCACGAUAAAUUCUUCAAUUAGUUCUUCAACCACAACUUCUUCAUCCACAUCCACAUCUUCAUCUUCGUCCACCACUUCAUCUUCAUCCACCUCCACAUCCAGCAAAAUCCAAACAACAGGCACCCUAACCGCCGACUUCGCCGCCUCUGCCACGGCCGCAACCGCAACCUGCGGCGCUGGAUUCCUUCCCGAAACAGCCACAAACCAAGCGCGUGCCGUCCUUCAGGCCAACACGACCAGUACCUGCGCCACCAUCCAACCAGGCUGGCCUUGUUUCGGGCUCGGUAUGAAGGGCAGCGAGGACACUGUCUCGAGCUUAACGGGUGCUUUUGGAAGUAUUCAAUAUUAUGGAACUAUUGCAUUUUUAUGUAAUUUGAGUAAGGUGCCGAUGAUGAUUUCCGGAUUCGAUGUGGAUGUGUUGGAUGAUUUGAUUUAUGUGAAGCAUUGUGCGAAUUAUACGCCGGCGGCGUUGAUGAGUCCUGGGGAGUGGGUGUAUGGGUAUUUGGAUUGGGAUACGGUGGCAAAGGUUGGACAGAGUAGUGAGUUGUGUACUCAUGUUAUGAGUUCGGUUGUUGCUUAUCCCAAUCCUAUGUCGUAG
This is a messenger RNA of Sclerotinia sclerotiorum 1980 UF-70, 684 nucleotides long. RefSeq lists its product with no specific name. Lineage: Eukaryota; Fungi; Ascomycota; Leotiomycetes; Helotiales; Sclerotiniaceae. The coding region runs from base 1 to 684 and encodes 227 amino acids. The transcript has a single exon. The record is from RefSeq and is a predicted model, not a curated record.